AUGAGGUGCCAAGAGUGUGGGAAUAAAGCAAAGAGGGAUUGUUUGUACUAUAGGUGUCGAAGUUGUUGUAAAGGACGUGGAUUUGAGUGUGAAACUCAUGUUAAGAGUACUUGGGCACCGGCUUCUUCCACCAAGCACCAGGUUUCAGCCGAUUACUCCACUCAUAUAUCUCAUCAUCAUCAAGAAGAAGAAGAACAACAUGGUCAGCAACUGCAUCUUCCAUCAUCAUCAUCUGAUAUGUGUGUUUGUGCGUGUGAAGGACAGUUUCCGACAAAGAUGGUUGGUGAGAGUACAUUCACAUGUGUACGCGUGACAUCAACAUCAGAAGAAAAUGCAAUUGUAGAUCAAUAUGCAUAUGAAACAUCGAUAAAUAUAGGAGGCCAUGUGUUCAAAGGCAUUCUAUAUGAUCAAGGACCUUCUCAUCAGAUGAUGAACUUUCAAGAUAGGAAUGCAGAUGGUGGAGAUCAACAGAAUUCCACCAUCAACAUCCAAUCUGACUCACAACCACUUGAUAAACCUAGGCCUUCUUCCCCUCCCGACUUCUCCUUUGAUAUCUACCCGCACAUUAAAUAA
This is a messenger RNA of Cynara cardunculus var. scolymus (artichoke), 573 nucleotides long. Its product is annotated as protein SHI RELATED SEQUENCE 3-like. The transcript has 2 exons. Gene Ontology annotation, biological process: positive regulation of DNA-templated transcription. The coding region runs from base 1 to 573 and encodes 190 amino acids. Gene Ontology annotation, cellular component: nucleus. NCBI's taxonomy places the organism in Eukaryota, Viridiplantae, Streptophyta, Magnoliopsida, Asterales, Asteraceae. Gene Ontology annotation, molecular function: DNA-binding transcription factor activity; DNA binding. The record is from RefSeq and is a predicted model, not a curated record.